This is a messenger RNA of Rhododendron vialii, 2392 nucleotides long. RefSeq names its product protein CYPRO4. The coding region runs from base 222 to 2144 and encodes 640 amino acids. Gene Ontology annotation, cellular component: nucleus; cytoplasm. The record is from RefSeq and is a predicted model, not a curated record. Lineage: Eukaryota; Viridiplantae; Streptophyta; Magnoliopsida; Ericales; Ericaceae. Gene Ontology annotation, molecular function: protein binding. The transcript is spliced from 2 exons.
UUAAGCAAAUCCGGCGUUAUAUCAACGCGACUCGGCCUCGACCGGUAAAAGCGGUUGAUCCCACACCCCAUAUUUAAACGGAAAAACCCCACCUGAAUUCAACUCCGAAUCUUUCUCCAAUCUUCAAAAUUUCUCCCAAUUCCUCACGAUCUGCAAUUCAAACCCUCAUUUCCAAUUUCCAAAUCAACCCAACUCUCUCUCUCUCUCUCUCUCUCUAAGAAAUGGGAGCCUCACAGAGUCGCGAGGGCCUAGACCUUUCAGACUCGGAGUACUCCGACGACGGCGAAGAAACCAGCGAAGAACAACAAUACGACGACGCGGUGGACCACGGCGACGAUCCACAGCACCACCAACAACAACGACCAGCUUCUUCCAAACCCGCAACCCUAGACGAGCUCGACGAGAGGCUGAAGGCCCUCAAGCUCAAAUACCCUCCCCAUCAUCAAAACCCUAAUUCCAGAAACGCCGUCAAGCUCUACCUCCACAUCGGCGGCAACACCCCCAGGGCCAAGUGGAUCGUCUCCGACAAACUCACCCACUACGAAUUCCUCAAAAACGACGCCGACGACGACGAUGACAAGGGUAAUGAUCACUGGGUUUUGAAAGUGGGGUCCAAGAUUAGAGCUAGGGUUUCGACCGACAUGCAAUUGAAGAUGUUCGGGGACCAGAGGCGCGUCGAUUUCGUCUCGAACGGGGUGUGGGCGUUGAGGUUUUUUACGGAUGAGGAGUAUCGGAGGUUUGUAACCGAGUUUCAGGACUGUUUGUUUGAGAACGUUUAUGGGUUGGUUGCUAGCGAUGAGAACAAGCUUAAGGUUUACGGGAAGGAGUUUCUGGGGUGGGUUAAGCCGGAGGCUGCCGACGAUUCGAUGUGGGAGGAUGCAGAGGCGGGAGAGUGGAAGAGUCCUCCGGCAAAGAGCUCGGUGAGGACUGGGAAUCAGGAUGCUUUGUUGGAGGAGUUUGAGGAGGCGGCGACGGGGGGAGGGAUACAGAGCUUGGCAUUAGGGGCGUUGGAUAAUAGUUUCUUCGUGAAUGAUAUGGGUGUUCAGGUUGUGAAGAAUUUCAGCCAUGGGAUACAUGGGAAAGGGGUGUACGUGAAGUUCGAUAGUGGCGGGCAAAAGGGUAGUCGUAUUAGUUCUAGCGAGGGAAGAUCGACGCCUAAGAAGGCUGUUUUGAUGAGAGGUGAGACUAAUAUGAUGCUAAUGAGUCCAUUAAAGGAAGGGAAGCCUCGUUCGACUGGACUCCACCAGUUGGAUAUUGAGACAGGGAAGAUUGUUACGGAAUGGAAGUUUGAAAAAGAUGGGACCGAUGUUACAAUGAGAGAUAUUACUAAUGAUACAAAAGGGUCUCAGUUGGAUCCUUCAGAGAGUACAUUCUUGGGUUUGGAUGAUAAUAGGCUGUGCCAGUGGGAUAUGAGAGAUAAGCACGGAAUGGUUCAGAAUAUAGCGAGUUCAAAUUCGCCAGUAUUGAAUUGGACACAGGGGCAUCAAUUCUCUAGGGGGACGAAUUUCCAGUGCUUUGCGACAGCCGGGGAUGGGUCCAUCGUUGUUGGUUCGGUUGAUGGGAAGAUAAGGCUGUAUUCGAAGACUUCAAUGAGGCAGGCCAAGACUGCUUUUCCAGGGCUUGGCUCGCCCAUUACUCAUGUCGAUGUGACGUACGAUGGGAAAUGGGUAUUGGGCACCACUGACACUUAUUUGGUUCUCAUUUGCACUCUGUUUACUGACAAAGAUGGGAAGACGAAGACUGGUUUCUGUGGUCGAAUGGGAAAUAAAAUCCCAGCUCCGAGAUUAUUGAAGCUGACUCCCGUGGAUUCGCAUAUGGCUGGGACAGACAAUAGGUUCCAAAGAGGCCAGUUCUCGUGGGUCACUGAGAAUGGGAAGCAAGAGCGCCACCUGGUCGCAACAGUGGGCAAAUUCAGCGUGAUAUGGAAUUUCCAGCAGGUGAAGAACAGUGCCCACGAAUGUUACAUGAAUCAGCAGGGCCUCAAGAGCUGCUAUUGCUACAAGAUUGUGUUAAAAGAUGAAUCCAUUAUUGAUAGUCGGUUCAUGCACGAUAGAUUUGCUGUUAGUGACUCCCCGGAAGCUCCCCUCGUCGUAGCUACUCCCAUGAAAGUUACUUCUUUCAGCAUAUCUGGAAGCAAGCGGUGAACACCAAGAAAAGCGUUUUCUCGUCUCCGUUCAAUAGUUCUCGUUAUAUCCUUCCAAUUUGUUUGUUUCUUUUGAUUGAUUUGGGUUUCUUUCCUACUGAUGUAGUUUGUGUAUUGUGCAAAUUUAGGUUUGUUUGCAGUUUGCCAUAACUGGAUUUGCUUUCAGCCUGAUGUAACUCUUCCAUGUUGUUAGUAUCUUUGAGUUGAUAUCAAUGGUAGCAGAGAUUAAUUCGUAGUUUGACCUUCAAA